Messenger RNA from Mustela erminea (ermine), 6325 nucleotides. RefSeq names its product pleckstrin homology and RhoGEF domain containing G4B (gene PLEKHG4B). Gene Ontology annotation, molecular function: guanyl-nucleotide exchange factor activity. The record is from RefSeq and is a predicted model, not a curated record. The transcript has 24 exons. The coding region runs from base 549 to 5486 and encodes 1645 amino acids. Lineage: Eukaryota; Metazoa; Chordata; Mammalia; Carnivora; Mustelidae.
AGAGCCAGCGUGAUGGGUGAGGAGGCAACUCCUCUGUGCCUCCCUCAGCUUUAGUCCUCUGGGACCUGUGGCCAGGAGCCUUCCGGUUCCAGCGUGGCUUAUUUCUCUGUACAACUGAAGCUCAUCCCUAAAUGAGCCCGUUUGUCCUGCAUUGGGUGGGAUGAACCAGUGCCCAUGUUUCUGGUCAAGACCCCGUGCAGGGUGCGAGAUCAGCGGGGCCUUCUGGGAGACCCUCCCACCCCCAACAAGGAGGCUCUCGGGCACCCGUCAGCCAAGGGGCUCACUUGGACGGAAGAGAGUCCGGAUACUCGCCAGUGUAAACCAGGUACCAGUCUGUUCACACUGGGGGAAACCAGUGGCUGAUGGUCUUCCGGAGCAGAAAUCAGGAUCUGAUGGGUCUACACUGGCAGAAAUCCGACGCAGCGCCCCAGCCUCUGGUCUGAGAACACAAUCCCAGGUACCCAGGCUUCCUGAGAACAAAAGUAAAAGCAAAGGCCCCGCCACCACCGGCCUCGCUUCGGAGGGAGGAGCCCUGCGCCCCCGCCCCCAUGACCGCCCAGGUGAGGGCACCUGCGCGCUGGGUGCGCCUGCGGGAGGUCGGACAAAGGCGGCGCCACCAUGGCUCGCAGCGCGGCCGACAAAGUCUCCGGGACCGCGGGUUUCCGAGUGAGGAGGACCUGAACCGUCACUCUUUGCUCUCAGUGAAAGCGCACUCGGGUUCUGAGGCGUUAAACAGCAGCACCAGGUUUCCGUUCCUGGCAGAGUCGUGUCUGCACUGGCCGUGCUGGGCGUCCGACACCCAGGGUCUGGAAUCCCUUGACACCUAUAUCCAGAACACACUGUCUGCCCUCUACCCACCUUUUGAGGCCACGGCAGCCACGGUUCUCUGGCAGCUCUUCAGCGUGGCGGAGAGACUCCACGGUGGGGAUGGGCUGCGCUGCCUCACUGACUUCCUCAUCCCAGCCAAGAGGGCUCUUCAGCACCUGCAGCAGGAAGCCUGUGCCAGGUACACAGGCCUCAUCUUCGUGCACGAAGGCUGGCCGCUGUGCGUCCGUGAGAAGGUGGUGGUGCAGCUCGCGUCUCUCCACGGGGUCAGGCUCAGGCCCGGGGACUUCUACCUGCAGGUCACGUCGGGGCGGAAGCGGUCAGCCAGGCUGGUUUUAAAAUGCCUCUCCCAGCUUGGACGGGGCUCAGAGGAAGUCACUGUCCCGGAGGCCAUGUACGGCUGCGUCUUCACGGGAGAGUUCCUGGAAUGGCUGAACGGGGAGCGGACCAGUGUCCCCUUACAAAACUGCUUGCUGACCUCAGGCUCCGCCGUCUUCCGCACCCCGUGGAGCAGCGUCACAGACCCCAUCUUUGUACCUACAUUCGGAACUGUCCCGCCCCCCUGCAGCUGUCCUGGGCCUGAGUGGCCGCCCCCACAAAGCCCCUCCACGGCUCUGGCCCCGGCGUCCGCGGUGGCCAACACCCGUCCCCGGGAGGCCACCCCUCCCAGUAGCACCGCAGCCCUGCCCCACUGCCAAAGGCACCCUGGCAGUAACCAGCCCAGCCUCCAACAUUCUCCAGGAAGAGCUGGGUGUGAAGGCCCUCGGAGCCCGUGUGGAAGCUCCAACGGAGGCCUCGUAGGGGUUGGGCCCUCAGAGCUGGGCCCCCGGGAAGGUCCAAGCAGGAGCCUGGACGCCACAGACAAAAGGGACAACCCCCAGUCCCUCACUGUCUGUGAGGACAUGGGCAGCCCAAGCUCCAGAAGGCGGUUGCCCAGGGACCCAGCCAGCGUGGAGAGCAAACGUUGGUUCAGAACGUCCUACAUGGAGGCGCUACGGAACCCCAUGCCCCUGGGUUCCAGUUCUGAAGAGUCCCUUGGAGACGAGGCCUGCGGCUCCCAGACCACGCGGGCCAGGACAGCAGCCGGCCCAGCCCCAAAGGAAACGCCCAGCCCCUGGGGAGACUCCACGGGGAUCCCAAGUCAGGAAAAACGUCCAGGAGCCACAAGGAGCACCCUUCCCCGGAGGUCUCGGUCCUGGGACAGGGCCCUCAGGAGCCGGCGAGGCGACGCCCGGCGGGCCUCUCACCACUCAGUCGGCAGCGGGCUGGGAGAGCUCCCAGGGGGACAGGCCGAGGAGACCAGAGGCGCACGCUCCAGCCGCUCACCCCGCUCCGGGGCCCAGAGUCCAGGUCUUGCUGGUGCCGACGCAGACAGCAGCCCCUUCCGUCGGCCCGAUCCUGGCUGGAUUCCAGAUGUGCCUGAGCCACUGUGCCCCGAGGGAGGAGGACGGCCACCCAGCACGGGAGACGUGCCCAGCCAGAUGCCCAGGCCGGUGCUGGAGGUCAGCCAGGAGCUCCUGCAGUCGGGGCUCCUCGCCCUCCCCGGGACCCGAGACCACCAAGGGAGGGCCGUGGUGCAGGUCUGCACGAGGGGCCCACUCUGGUCCAGCAGACACGCCUCCAGCGCCGAGCUGACCCGCCUGCUGCUGUACUUCCAUGGCAUCCCCAGGAAGGAGGUGCGGGAGCUGGGGCUGGUCGUCGUGGUGGACGCUCGCGAGGGUCCAGCUGCCCCUGCCCUCUUCCAGGCUCUGGCAGCGCUGCAGAACACGCCUCCUCCCAUAAUUCAUACUAUUGUGCUGUUGGUGAAUAAAGAAUCGGGAUUUAGGCCUGACAAGGAUGGAACAGUUCAGUGUGAGGUAGUGGGCUCCCUGAAGGCCUUACACAAGCUGGUUGACAGCUCGCAGCUGACCGCAGACCUUGAUGGCUCCUUUCCCUACAGCCACAGUGCCUGGAUCUGCUUCCGUAGGAAGCUGGAGCCCUUCACCACAAAUUGCGAGGAUGCCAUUGUUUUCCUACAGAAUUCAGUCCUCUCCCUGAAUACCCCCCGGACCCUGAGCACAGCACAGGAGGUCACAGACCUAAUUGGCAAGCACAAAGCAAUGAUGAAGUGUGUGCUAGAAGAUGCCCUCCUUGUGGCCCUCCGACUAGAGGGUGGUGCCGUGCUGGCGCGGCUGAGGACGGAGCAGUUGGGCACCAGCCAAGACUGCCGGGAUGCCAUCGAGGCUGCCUCCAGGUUGUACAACCAAGUGGACGAAGAGGUACAUCGGCUUGUCCUCGCCUCCAACAGGUGUCUGCAGGAGCUGGAGAGGCUGCAGGGAGUGAGGGCGCUCCAGGAGCGACAAGGCCAGGUGGAUGGGUGGAGGCAGCGGAGCCGUGAGUGCCUGGAGCUCCGGGGCCCAGAGCCGGGCAUGGAAUGUGUGCAGAGCUGUCCGCAGGAGGCCGCAGAGCUGACGGUGCAGAGCUUCCCCGAGGCCAGCACGGCGAUGGUGGCCCUGGGUGGCCCACGGGUGCUGCGGCAGCAGCACCCCUUAGAGCUGCAGACCCAACCCCGCUUCCAAGAGGCCCUGUCUGGGGUUGGCCCAGACCCUGGCACUCCGCCUCUAGACCAGAGAGCCCUGGAGCCUGAGCUGGCCCCGGGAGCCGAGAGGAGGCACCGUGAGCUGUCCUGGGCCCCACCCACUGACCCGGAGGGUCGCACUGGGAAGCAGGCCCAGCUGCUACCUGGCCUCCCUAGACGAGCCCCUCCGUGCAGGCAGGAGACCGAGCCCCUGGCCCCAGCUGUGCCUUCCCCACAGGACAGCACCCCCUGCUCCUCUGAGCGCAUCCAGACACCCACCACCCACCCCAGGAAACAGCCCCUGAAGAAAAUGAUGAGGAAAACACGAAGCUUUGAGAUCGCACAGCUUGACAGUGGGCCCAGGGACGCCCCCUGGCCAGGCCACACCGGGGUCUUCAUCAGGGGCCUAGAGGUGACCAGCACCGUGGCCUCUGAGAAGCCCCCACCGAGGCCACAUGCUGAGAGCCCCCUGGUCACUCGGAACCAGAGUCUGUCCUCUCCCUCCAGGACCCCCCGCUCCGAGGAGGACGGAAGGAGACGAGCAGGAAGCAGCCGCCGGCAGCACAUACUGGCCGAGAUGGUCUCCACGGAGAGGGAGUACGUGAGGUCCCUAGGGUACGUCAUCGACAACUACUUUCCAGAAAUGGAAAGAACAGACCUGCCCCAGGCCCUUCGAGGGAAGCGCAGCGUUGUUUUUGGGAACCUGGAGAAGCUCUAUGACUUCCACGGCCAGCGUUUCCUGGCAGAGCUGGAGCACUGCCAGCCCUGCCCACUGGCAGCGGGCCGCGGGUUCCUGAAACACGAGGAAGAGUUCGGCCUGUACGCGCUCUACAGCAAGAACAAGCCCCAGUCGGACGCCCUGCUCUGCAGCCACGGCAACGCCUUCUUCAAGGACAAGCAGCAGCAGCUGGGUGACAAGAUGGACUUGGCCUCCUACUUGCUGAAGCCCGUGCAGCGUAUGGGCAAGUACUUGCUGCUGCUGCAGGACCUGGUGCGGGAGGCUGGCGGCUGCCCCGCCGGGGAGCAGGAGCUGCGCGAGCUCCAGGCUGCCGCAGACAUGGUCCGUUUCCAGCUGCGUCACGGCAACGACCUGCUGGCCAUGGACGCCGUCCGAGGCUGUGACGCAGCCGGAAUAGAGGCACAGAGCCCGGUGUGGGGAGAGGACCGUGCCCCGCCCCAAGAAGCCACACUCGUUCAUCCCAGAAGCUCCCGAGCUGUGUCCUUUGGGUCUGACGGAGGUUCCUUACACGGGCAUCACUGGGGGAGGCACCAGCCAUUGGCGGUGAGUCUGAAGGAGCAGGGGCCGCUGAGACGCCAGGACGAGUUCAUCGUGUGCUGCGGGAGGAGGACGCACCUGAGGCACGUGUUCCUCUUCGAAGACCUCAUCCUGUUUAGCAAGACCAGGAAGGCGGAAGGGGGUUACGACACCUACACGUACAAGCAGUCCUUCAAGACGGCGGAGAUUGGGUUGACGGAGAACGUCGGAGACAGCGGCUUGAGGUUUGAGAUCUGGUUCCGCAGGCGGCGAAAGUCCCAAGACACCUACAUUCUCCAGGCCAGCUCUGCAGAGGUCAAGUCGGCCUGGACCCACGUGAUAGGGCAGAUCCUGUGGCGGCAGGCUCUGCGGAACAGAGAACUCAGAAUGCAAGAAAUGGUGUCCAUGGGGUUAGGCAACAAGCCGUUCAUGGACAUCCAGCCCAGCGAUGCGGCCAUAAGUGACCGGUCUGUCAAGAAGGGAGCAGAGUUACGGACCCGAGCAUCCGUGGCUGUGCCCCUCUGUGACCAUGCCGCCCCCUUUAAGAGACCACACUCCACCAUCUCAGACAGCAGUACCUCCUCCUCGGGCAGCCAGUCAUCCUCGGCCCUGGGGCCACUGAGCCCAGCCCUGCUGAGCUCCACCCACUGCCCCUGGCCGGCUGACUUGCAGGCCUGCUUCCAGGAGGAGGAGGAGCUGGAACAGGAGCCCGGCAGCCAGCCUUCCCUGCUGACCGAGGGCACGUCAUCAGGGGACAGUGGCCUUGGGCUCCCAGAGCUGUUCUCUGAGGAGGGCCCCAGGAGGGGCGCACAGGUGCCCACGCUCAGCCAGCACACCACGAUGCUCUGACGUGUGGGGAAGAGGCUCAGCCCCUCCAGGGAGAAUCUCCAGCACAGGGACCACAGGAGCCUCCACCCGGACCUGUGCCCGAGGUCUGGAAAGGAGGCACUCCUGCUGGGGGCUCCUGACGUACCCCCUACUCCAGCCGCCGGCCACACAGGCAGCGCGCCACGGGCCCCGCCCGCCCGGGCGCCACCUCCAGCGGUCUACACAGCUCCUCCACCCCAGCUCCGGGGCCCAGAGGCCCGGGCGGCUCCAACCUCCACACCCGGAGCUUCCCCCGUGCUCUGAAGGCUGCAGUGAGAUUGGGGUGGAACCCUGGCUCCCGGGGGUGGUCCAGGCAGACUCGGGGUGUGUCAGAGCAGGGCGAACCCUCGGGGAACACGUCUCACUGUCCUUCCAGGCAACGCAGGCCCAUGGGCAGUGGUUCCCCCAGAGCGGCACCCACUGUGGUAUGUCCCAGGUGCAGGGGUGCCUCUGAGGGAAUCUCUGGGGUUUUUUGUUUUUAACAAGGCCUGUGUAGAUAGUGGGAACUGGUCACCACCUGUGGGCCGGGACCCCGGUUGGGGCAAGGGCACAGCUGCCAGGCCUGAGGUCUGGGGUGUGGACAGUGCCCCAAGAGGACCACCCCUCGCCAAAUGGAGGCACAGAGUAGUGACAUGCAGGGAAAGCCCAGGUACACGCCAGACCCUGAGUGAGGUUCCUGCUGGGAGGUCUUCCCCACGAACCCUGUCCCCCAGGUGGCAGCCUUGGUGAUUUCCAGCUGCUGUAAGCCGGUUUCUUUGUUUCUCUGCUCCAGUGCUGCCUCGUUCCAAACUUUAGGAACAUAAAUAAAUGUCUUUCUAAGA